Molecule: messenger RNA, 724 nt
Organism: Propithecus coquereli (Coquerel's sifaka)
Lineage: Eukaryota; Metazoa; Chordata; Mammalia; Primates; Indriidae
Gene: GCSAM
Product: germinal center-associated, signaling and motility
Exons: 6
Coding region: 191-724 (177 amino acids)
Biological process (GO): negative regulation of lymphocyte migration; regulation of B cell receptor signaling pathway
Source: RefSeq, a predicted model, not a curated record
CUGUAACUCCCCUCCCCCAGCCUCUUCCUUCCCUCUGCAGAGAUGCCCUUCUCCUUUCAGCUCUCUCUGCACAGGUGGCCAGAGCCACACAGCCCGUCUUUAAGUCAGGACUGCUCUGUCAGAGCACAAGGCAGGCCAGAGGGAAGUGGUAAAGGGACGGAGGAGAAGGCUCCUUUCCAUCACCGAGAGGAUGGGAAACUCUCUGCCGAGGGAGAACAGGUGGCAGCGAGACACUCAAGAGAUGCCUUGGAAUCUGAGACUUCAAAACGCCAAGCAGAGAACAUCCAGGUGCUGGGAUUGCCAAAUCGCUGAAGGGUGUUUCUGCCUUCCAUGGAAAAAAAUACACAUUUUUAAAGAGAGACAAGAUUCCCAAAAGGAAAACGAAAGAAUAUCAUCUGCUCCCAUCCAGGGCACCUCUGACCAGACCUACACAGAGGAGCUGUGCUACACCCUCAUCAAUCACGGGGUCCUCCAGAGAAGGCCAUCGGGGAACUCCGCUGAGGAGUACUAUGAGAACGUUUCUGGCGAGGCUGAGAGGCCCAGAGAGUACUCGGGAGGAACUGAGACCGAGUAUUCACUUCUCCAUGUGCCUUCCACCCCGAGGCACCCACAUUCCCCAGAAGAUGUAUAUGAACUUCUCAUGCCUCGGAGCAUCUCCUCUCACUUUCUGAAACAGCCACGUCUGCUAACAGCCCCUCCUGAGACUAAGUUUUCCCAUUUAUAA